Strongylus vulgaris is the source of this 440-nucleotide messenger RNA. The record is from the annotation of a GenBank genome assembly. NCBI's taxonomy places the organism in Eukaryota, Metazoa, Nematoda, Chromadorea, Rhabditida, Strongylidae.
CUAUUAGAUUGGUCGAAGGCUCUGGCAUUGGCUGAACAGUUGGCACCCAAUGAGAUCCCUUAUAUAUCGAGAGAGUACGCCCAACAGUUAGAAUUCAUGGGAGAUUACCCUGGCGCGCUUGCACACUAUGAAAAUGGUAUUAUCGAGGAUUACGAAGAGGAGACGGAGCAGCUAGCGCGAGACCUCCAUGGUCGAGUUGUAAAGCGGGAUUGUGCUCUCAUCUUGGAGCAAAUAAAGCAAUACGGUGAAGCAGCGGAUCUUUACGAGCUUGGACAAUUCUAUGAUCGUGCGGCAGCUGUUUGCCUCAAAGCCAAAGCGUGGGGUAAGGUAGGCGAAUUACUGCCGAAAGUUCGCUCACCAAAGAUACAUGCUCAGUACGGGAAAGUUAUGGAAGCCGAGAAGCGGUACAAGGAAGCUGCUGUGGUUAGUUCACGGUAACA